Seriola aureovittata is the source of this 3663-nucleotide messenger RNA. RefSeq names its product cAMP responsive element binding protein 3-like 4 (gene creb3l4). Gene Ontology annotation, cellular component: nucleus. Lineage: Eukaryota; Metazoa; Chordata; Actinopteri; Carangiformes; Carangidae. The record is from RefSeq and is a predicted model, not a curated record. Gene Ontology annotation, biological process: regulation of transcription by RNA polymerase II. Gene Ontology annotation, molecular function: RNA polymerase II cis-regulatory region sequence-specific DNA binding; DNA-binding transcription factor activity, RNA polymerase II-specific. The coding region runs from base 16 to 1602 and encodes 528 amino acids. The transcript has 10 exons.
GAGAAGAAGAGGGAGAUGAGGACAGUGCAGCGCGAGGAGAAGAAGAAGAAGAAGAGGAGGAGGAGGAGGAGGAGGAGGAGGAAGAGGAGGAAGUGGACUCUGAGCUGGACGCGGAGCUGCCAGCUGGGCUUCACACCGGGAGGAAAGCGGCGUGUUGUGGGUGUUUGUGUUCCCGGGCCCGCGGCUGCAGAGGAGCCGGAGCUCUGUGAUGAAGAACCGGAGCCUGUGAACAACAACAAUCCGUCUUCUGACACAGUGAUGGACGCAGAGAGUGGCGAGCUGUUCCUCAGCGGUGACGGCGGCGUGGCGGCAGACAGCUGGCAGCUCGACGCACCGUUCUCCUGCUCUGAACUGGUCUUCAGUGGCUCGGAGAAACCCCUGCAGGACUGGGCGGUGGACCCCGACUGUACGCUCAACGACAGCGAAUCAGAGGACGUCCUCCACGGCGUCGACCCAAAUGAGGUGUUCCCCAGCGGGCCGCCUGCAGACCCGUCGUCCGAGAGCGACAGCGGCAUCUCUGAGGGUCCUGUCGUUGAGAGUCCCGUCACCACGGUGACAGCGGUGACCGCGACGACCUCCCAGCCAACCCCGGCGACCGUGUACCAGGUGGUUUAUGACAUCAGUGGGCUGGGAGGCGUCAAGGCUGAGCCUGGACAGGAGAACGUCAUCUCCAUAGAGCUCGACGAGUGGAGUUCCCAGAUGUUGUUUUCAGACACAUGUGUUGUGAACGAGCUGCCGCUGGUCUCCGCCGCUCGCCUCGACGGCGGUGGCCUGGCUGUCAUCGACCCUCCCAGCCCCGACAGCGAUCUGCUGUACCCGGAGCUUGAGCUGACCGAGGAGGAGCAGAAGCUGCUGAACCAGGAAGGAGUUUCUCUGCCGAACAACCUUCCUCUCACCAAGGCGGAGGAACGAAUCCUGAAGAAAGUUCGGAGGAAAAUCCGCAACAAGCAGUCGGCUCAGGACAGCCGCCGCAGGAGGAAGGAGUACAUCGACGGGCUGGAGGGCAGGGCAGCAGCUUGCUCAGCACAGAACAAGGAGCUGCAGAGGACAGUUGAGCAGCUGGAGAAACGUAACAUGUCUCUGCUGGCUCAGCUGCGACAGCUCCAGUCUCUGAUCAAACAGACGGUCAGCAAAGGAGCCCAGACCAGCACCUGCUUACUGAUCAUCCUGGUCUCUCUGGGUCUGAUCAUCAUGCCGAGUUUCAGUCCAUUCAGCCGCAGCUCGUCUACAGAUGACGACUACAGGCCCACAGGAGUUAUCUCCAGAAACAUCCUGACAGACCCCUCCCCCUCCUCCUCCUCCCCCUCCCACCCCCACCUGGCAGCAGACGAGGUUGAGACUCUGGCGGUUCAUUCUGACUCCUCGUUGCCGCCCUAUGACCUCAGCCAAUCAGGAGCUCCAGAGGGCGCUGCUGUCCCACGAGAACCAAUAGAAACCCCUGAAAUUACAGCCGUUGACGGCGCGGCCCAGGAGGGGAGCCGAACAGGGAACAGCUCAUCUGUUGUUGCCGGGCAGAUUGAACCGCUCGCCCUUGGUCUGAGGUCAGCGGCCGGAAAAGGAAGCCACGAUCCGGCCAAACCUGCGCACGCCGACGAGAUGUAGACGGACUGUUUCAGGUUUGGUGUCGUGCUCGUGGAGACUGUCAGGACAUGUUAGCUGUAAACACACGACCAGUGAGGGACGCUCUGAUUGGUCAGUGCUGAUUAGUAUCAGCUGAUAUCUGUUGGUGGUGGUUUUCUGAUCAGAAAACAGAUCUUUAAACACGAGCGGUAGAUGCGAAGAUUAAUGCCACACUCACGUCUGUACGAUAAAUAUGAAGCAACAGCCAGUUAGCUUAGCUUAGCAUAAAGAAACAGGGGGAAACAGCUGGCCUGACUCCUCCCAAUGAUAAAGAAUGUUACAUCUCAUUUGUUUCAUUUGUACAAAAACCAAAGUGUAAAGUUGUUUUUGAGGGGCUGUGUGGCUUCCAGUCUUUGUGCUAAGCUAGGCUAACUGUCUUCUGGCUGUAGCUUCAUAUUUAGCUUACAACAUGUUCUGUUCCUUUAAACUGCACGUCCUGAAGUGUGUACUUCUUCAGUCUGGGUCUUCUUCUCGCACCUGAGGCCGUUCUCACGUUGCUCUCACCAACUCCUGGUGACAUCUGGAGGCGAUCAGCUGGAGCCUCCUGAAGCUUCAACUUUUACAUUAAUCAUUUCAAACUCUUGUCCGAGUCUGACAGGAAUAUGGAUCUUCUUCUGCUGCGACGGCGAACUGAACCAUCUCAGAGCUUGUGUCUAUACAACAAAGCUUCAUGACGACAAUCAUUAGAACCAGUUACAGAUGUUGAACCUUGAACCUCUGUUGGAGCCUGAAUUAGCAUCUUUAUCACACAGGAGGCCGAGUCCUCCUCCACAUGGAGCUGUUAACAGUGGUCUGUGUUAGCAUGCUAGCACUUUCCUGCAGCAGAUGGUUCCUGAACUUCUCUACGUCCAGGACUCUGUGUUCUGUAGAAGCAGGUACAGGAAGUGACCCUUCAGAGAUCUGGUCCUGAGCUCAGUCAAACCUCCAGCCCCCUGAAAAAUAAAGUUACAGCAAAGUUAAAAUAGUUUGUUCUACUUUGGAAAAUCCACAUUUAAGGAACCUGUUUGGAUGAGUCGGUAAAGAAACCCUCCAUUGCAUUCUGGUACUUAAUCAGUUAAAUUAACAAUAACAUAAAUAAUCAAUGAUUUAAAAUUUAUUAGUUGAAUAGAUUGUUCAUUAAAUAUACUGUAUAUGUUUGUUUUUAGGUGCCGCACUAACAAAGUGGUUUUACUGAUUGUUUUUCACAGUAGUUAGAGACAGACUUCAUAAUUUUUUUAAAGACUAAUUUUAAUUAAUGGAAUUAGAUUCUGUUGGGUUUAAUUAUCGUUUCAUUGACAAUCAGUUAAUUUUUUUUAGACAGAUUUUAAAAGGUAAUUUCACUCACGUUUGCGUUUCUCAUUGCCAUAACCCAACAUGGCUUCAUUACCUGCCGACCUCUGACCUUACUUCUGCUUCUCAGCCUUUGUGGCCUUUUCUCACCUGUAGCGGACUCAACACCGUGAACCUGCAGUAACCAGGAACGUAAAGGUGAAUCCAGUUCAAAGUAGUGUUGUCUUUUAUCCCUGGAGGGUCGUUUCCCUUCGUUCACCUCGGGCCUUUCUGGCAGGUUGGUAUUUGGUGCCUUGAUUAAGGGCUUUUUCCUUUAGAGCCAAACACUGAGAGAUGUGUGUUAUGGAAGGAAACGCCACCAAAGUGAAACUGUACUUUGGCUUUUUGUAAAUAAGGUUGAAUAUUUUGAAUAUGGAUGAUUGUUGGGAGGAUUUUGUAAUAGUUUUUUAUUUUAUUUUCGGUCCCUCUGAAUGAAUUAUUGGUUGUUCUCUGUUUCACUAAGUGGAUUGGAUUAAUUUAUUUGGUUCCAUUAACAGGCUGGAAAACUGGGGCUUUAAUUUCAGCUGUUUUGAACCUUUUUUGUCUCUUUUACUGGUUCAAGUUUCAAGGGUUUCAUCAUGAGGAUUAGAUGAACCUGGUUUAUUCUGCAGUAAAACACUACAGUGGUUAACACCUCUAUAUCUAACAGCUUUCUCAUGUUUGUGUGAGACGCCGUCAUUCAUCUGCUGCUUUUUUCUUCAUGUUGACUUUAUUAAAAAGGGAACAAUAAAUGGA